This is a messenger RNA of Drosophila sulfurigaster albostrigata, 1267 nucleotides long. RefSeq names its product pickpocket protein 11 (gene ppk31). Gene Ontology annotation, biological process: sodium ion transmembrane transport. NCBI's taxonomy places the organism in Eukaryota, Metazoa, Arthropoda, Insecta, Diptera, Drosophilidae. Gene Ontology annotation, cellular component: membrane. The record is from RefSeq and is a predicted model, not a curated record. The transcript has 6 exons. Bases 326 to 1267 code for a protein of 313 amino acids. Gene Ontology annotation, molecular function: ligand-gated sodium channel activity.
CUUAGAGUAUUUCUCUACUUGCUGUCAUUUUACUUCUCGCUGCCGUUUUUUUGUAACGGUUGCCAGAACUUUGUUGGAAAAUUUCUCUUCCACUUCUGUGUCGUUUAACUUGGAUACACUUUACCUCAAUUGGAAUACGUCGUUUCCGGCUAUAACAGUGUGUGAACUCUACAACUCCGAGAAGAUAUGGGAUAUAAGCGAUGAUCAUUUUGGUUCAGAGCAUGAAUUGUACAUUGAUGACUUUAUUAGCGAGAUUGCCUUCUUUCGUGGUAUCUGCAUCAGCUGCGAGAACUGUGACAAACUCAAAUGUCCUGACAAUUUCACAAUGCUGUUGGAUGUGUUUCGCAGCAAAUGCAGUGAACUCAUUAUGGAGUGCAGCUACCUCAACAUGUUCUUCGACUGCUGCGAACAGUUCUUGCCCAUUCCUACAGAGUACGGACUUUGUUUCUCCUUCAACUCGCAUCAGGCACGCAAGGAAUCGCAAGUGUACUACAAGAAUAAUCGCAUAACUGGAGCCGGUCACCUAACUUUCCAUGCGGCUGCCGAUGUGCAAGUUCAUGUGCAUCCUCCCAUCGAUGUGCCAUUUCAUUUUGCCGAGGGCAUGAUCAGGGAAACAGUUUUAGUUGGCAGCUACAAGGAAUUAAUACUGAAUGUCAUCGAGGUUUUUAAUCACGAAUCGGUCGACGAGCUCAACUAUGAGGAGCGACGUUGUCGCUACGGUCACGAACAUGUCGAUCAGCGCCUGGGCAUCUAUGAGUUCUAUAGCUACUCCGGUUGCAUUGUCGAGUGUACGGUGGCAUUGCAUCUGCUCUAUUGCAAUUGCACCAGCCAUUUUAUGGCUAUGCCUAGUAAGAAUUCGCUGCCUGUCUGUGACUAUCGUGGUCUCAUCUGCUUGACAAACAUUAACGAGAAGAUCUUGACUGAGCGCAAAUCCUGUGAUUGCAUGAGCUCCUGUGAGGAGCCAGAGUAUAACAUUAUCUUCAAUACAGCAGAUGAUAAACAGGAGGCUGAAAGAGAUGUUUCCGAUAUUCAUGUGGCGCUCGUCGAGUUGCCCACGCAACGUUAUGUGCGUCGCGUGGCCAAAACCCACUUGGAUCUUUUAAUUUCUGUUGGUGGUUUAGUUGGACUAUUCUUCAACACAUCGGCGUUGCGCCUUGUGGAAACCGUAUUUCUUAUUUUGGAGUAUAGACGACCGAUAUACAAUUGGGCAAAACGAAUCUACCUUGGCACAUUAAAGUAUUUACAGUUGUUAAUAGGUUUAAAGUAA